UGAACCUAAAUGAAACAAAUGUUCUCGCUUCGUCCUGAACAUUCCAUCACAUUCUGGAAAUCACUUAGCUAAACCGCAAAAGAUCGUAGAAGUGUCAUUGUCAGAUUGACAGCAGUUCUGGACGUAGAAAGCUUUCGGUCCACCAAAGUUACCAAUGGAGGGGAUGCCACCCAAGUACAGGGUUAUAGUGCUCAAAGAUGGAUACUCUUAUCAAGAUAACACCACAGGCCUAUACAAGGCAGAUUGUUCCAUCACUCUAGUAAAAGGUCCACAUAAUGUGAUAGUAGACCCUGGUAAUGCCUGGGACAAGGAAUUCGUACUGAAUGCCUUACAGCAACAUUGUUUGACCCCCUCAGACAUAAACUACCUUGUUGCAACCCAUGGACAUGGUGACCACGUUGGCAACCUGAAUCUGUUCACUAAAGCCACUCAUAUUAUAGGAACUGAGAUCAACAAAGAAGAUGCUUACACAUUUCAUCACUUUAAGAGGGGAAUUCCAUAUGAAAUAGAUGACAAUCAUCUGGAAGUUAUUUCAACACCAGGCCAUACUGGUAUAGAUGUCAGCUUGGUGGUCAGAGGAACUGACCAGGGGACGGUGGUCAUUGCAGGUGAUCUGUUUGAGAGGGCAGAAGAUUUAGACAAUCCCGUUUUAUGGCAGGAAGGCAGUGAAAACCCCAGGCUUCAGGAACAGAGUCGCAUCGACGUGUUAGAAAUAGCUGACUACAUUGUCCCGGGUCAUGGACCCAUGUUCAAAGUGCCAGAAGAUUAUAAACACGGUAUCCAGGUUGUCAUGAAUCCUCAGUCAGAUGAUGAUGCAGCAUAAAUAUGUACAGUUUGAGACAUUUGGACAUCUUCAUUUAGUGAAAUAUUAAUUUUCCUGAAAAUUGCAAUAGCAAUUUUUACCAUAUCCAACAUUUAAUUAAUAGAAUCUACAUGUAACCUACAUUAAAGGUAAAAUUGUUGAAAUUUCCAGGAAAAUUAUAUUUUUUUCUAUACAGUAGUUUGAUAUGCAUUGUCUUUAAGUUGGGCUUAGCUUAGACUGCUAAAUUCACAAAGUAGACUUAUGCUAAUUAGUCCAUAUGUAUUGUAGAAGUUUGCUUGCAAUUCUGUUAACAAGGUAUUGGUAUCCUGUGGGUGAAAGAUUUGUGUAAUUUUUUUUUUUUUUUCUAUUGGUCAAAACCAUAUACCAGUAUGUCAAAAUGAUUGUGACAAAAUUUGGCUUCAAUAGCUUUUUUCAUUCCAAUUCCUCCAUGUGGUUCAUUGUUAUUAUUAUUAUUAUUAUU
This is a messenger RNA of Lingula anatina, 1283 nucleotides long. Its product is annotated as metallo-beta-lactamase domain-containing protein 1. Lineage: Eukaryota; Metazoa; Brachiopoda; Lingulata; Lingulida; Lingulidae. The record is from RefSeq and is a predicted model, not a curated record.